Molecule: messenger RNA, 2074 nt
Organism: Mycotypha africana
Lineage: Eukaryota; Fungi; Mucoromycota; Mucoromycetes; Mucorales; Mycotyphaceae
Product: major facilitator superfamily domain-containing protein
Exons: 7
Coding region: 389-1852 (487 amino acids)
Biological process (GO): transmembrane transport
Cellular component (GO): membrane
Molecular function (GO): transmembrane transporter activity
Source: RefSeq, a predicted model, not a curated record
UCUGUCCAUUAUCUAUUUUCAUUAAAAAUGAGGCAGAUAUGUUUAAGUUUUUUGUAUCCAUCAUCAUGAGGGAUGAGGGAUAAGACAGUGACAGGAUGCAUUUUUUAGUCUCUUAUGUAUACAUCAUCCUCAGGCACUCUACAUACCUUGUCUAUAGCCGAAUGACCUGAAUGGGAGUUGAUAAGAAAAACUUUUUAUGUCAACGCCCAUGUUUUUCUAUCCUAUCCUUUAAAAAGUCUUUUGUUUUCAAUAGAGUCCCUCCUCCUUUUGCUUCCUCCUCUCUUCUUCUACGUUUCUCCUCUUUUGUUCCGUGUAUUUUACAACUGACAAUCACUUGCUACUUUUAUACUCGACUCGUUUCUCCGCUACACCACAUCAUUGACACAACAUGAGAGAGAGGACAGUGUUGGAAAAGAUGGAUACAGAACACGAUUGUCCUGAUGAGGGCCAUGCUGAAAAAGAAGACGCUGCCACUGUUCCUCCUCCUCUUACGCACCUAUCCACCACAACAACGGCGUUGGAGGAAGAGGAAGGAGGCCAUGAUACCCACCCUAGAGCGUAUACUUUGGAGGACACGGAUUUGAAUGAAAAGUAUGUCAGCUCAAGUAGCGUCCUCAGCGACGAUUCAAGAGAACAGAGAGAGGCAGAAGGCAAACAAAUCACAAGAAUUAUAGAUAUUCGGUUGAUGCCCUUAUUUUGUGUGUUUUAUUUCAUGGAUCAUCUCGACAGGGCCAAUAUCGGUAAUGUCAGUCUUGCGGGAAUACAGACGGAUCUCAAUUUGACAGCAAAACAAUUGAGUGCAGCUAUCUCGGCAUUUUAUAUUACUUAUAUCAUUUUUGAAGUGCCAUCCAACAUUAUAUUGAAGCGUACAAGUGCCGUGAUGUGGCUCUCGGUCAUCAUGCUGAUAUGGGGCGUGAUGACACUCGCCAUGGCUUUUGUGAGGGAUUUCCAAAGCUUGUUUGCUUGUCGUCUUUUACUUGGGGCUGCAGAAAGCGGGUAUAUUCCAGGUAUACUGUAUUUGAUGUCUAAAUUCUACCGACCUCGUGAGUUUGGCUUACGUAUCGCGCUUUUCCUGUGCAUGUCGUCGGUCUCGGGGCUUGUGUCAGGGCCGAUUGCGUAUGGCACAGCGUACCUCGAAGGGCAAAAGGGGCUCCACGGCUGGCAGUACCUGUUUAUUCUCGAAGGCGUGCCGACGAUUGUCCUGAGCGUGGUCUCGUAUUUUUUUCUGUUUGACGAUGUGAGUCAGGUGUCUUGGCUCACAGCGCAUCAGAAGGCGGUGCACAAGGCGCUGACGCAUGCCACGGAAGUCGAGGCGCCGAUCACGGUGCAUAGCUUCCUCCGCGCCGUGAGCGACUGGAAGUGCGGCCUGUUCUCGAGCGUGUACUUUUUGAGUGCUGUCAACACCGUGAGCUUCCAGGUGUUCACGCCCACCAUCAUUGACGGCUUUGGGUUUUCGGUGCUGACGUCUCAAUUGCUCUCGGCGCCACCGCAUUUCAUGCAGCUGGUCGCGGUCAUCACCGGUGGCUAUAUAGCGGAUAGGUAUGCGAAUAAAAGAGGCGUCUUGAUCAUGGCAGGGUUUGGCACAGGCGCGCUAGGUUACUUGUUACUGAUUGUACUCAAAGACAUUUGGGCACGCUAUGUUGCCUUGUUUAUCAUUUCUGGAGGCAUGGGUUUACAAAUGGCGGCGAAUGUGGGUUGGGCACCUAUCAAUUUUCCAGAGCUUGAAAUACGGGCGAUUGCCGUUGCCUUUGUUGUCAUGAUGGGUAGUACGGGAGGUAUUGUCGCCUCUUAUUUAUACCCUGGAACGGAUAAACCUCAGUUUUGUAAGUCAAUGCAUGCCCAAUGGAGGUGAAGAGCAGGUAGACUGAAAAAAAAUUUGAUUGUGUAGACUUUGGAAAUACAUUCAAUGUGUGUACCGCAGUGGCAGGAGCUUUGUGUUCUGCAUUGACAAGCUAUCUCUUGCGCAGACAAAAUAAAAAGAUGGACAUGUUGGAAAAAGAGUACAAGGCAGAAACAUGGGUAGGCGACAUCCACUUGGAACAACAACAGCAGCAGCAGCAGCAUCAACAACGGC